GUAUGAAUCAAGAUGUAUUUUUGAAGAAACAAUGGUUCAUUAUGAGUCAAGAGGGCAAAAUUGAAUAAUAUUAUGAUAUCAAUCUAAAAAAAGUGAUUGGAUCUGGUACUUAUGGAAGUGUUGUCAAAGCCAACCUCAAAGGCACUAAAAAUCAAAGGGCUGUCAAAGUCAUUCCUAAAAGCAAAGUUAAGAACCCUGAUCGAUUCAAAAAAGAAAUUGAUAUACUUAGACAAUUAGAUCAUCCAAAUAUCAUCAAAUUAUAUGAAACCUUUGAAGAUUAAAGAAACGUUUAUCUUGUUAUGGAGUAUCGAUAUCAUAAAAUUAUUAAAGACUUUGUGAUGGUGGAGAACUUUUUGAUCGAAUUAUGGAUAAAGGAUGUUUUAGUGAAGCAGAAGCACAUGAAAUCUUUCUUUAAAUUAUGCAAGUAUAUAGUAUAUAUUAAUUACUGAGGCAUUGAAUUAUUGUCACUCUAACGGAAUUUGUCAUAGAGAUUUAAAACCUGAAAACUUUUUAUUCUUAACUAAAGCAGAAGAUUCUCCAAUUAAAGUUAUUGAUUUUGGAUUAAGCACUUUAUUUGAAGAUCCAAUCUCAGCCAAAUAAACAGGAAAUUAAAAAGUUACUAUGAAAACUAAAGCUGGAACCCCAUAUUAUAUUUCUCCAGAAGUAUUAAAAGGAAGUUAUGAUGAAUCUUGUGAUAUUUGGAGUGCAGGUGUCAUUCUAUAUAUACUCUUAUCUGGAGUACCACCAUUCUAUGGGGAUAGCGAUCCUGAAAUUUUAGAUGCAGUUCAAAAAGGAGAAUAUACACUUUAAAUCCCAGAGAUGAAAGCUGUAAGUGAAUCAGCAAAAGAUUUAAUCUCUCAUAUGAUUACUACUCCUGAAAAGAGAUAUAAAGCAUCAUAGGUUAUAUAACACAAAUGGAUGAAAGAUGGCAGUAAAUAAACUAAAUGUACAAUUCCUAAAUUUUCAUUCUAGAAUUGAAAUUAAAUUUUGGUCAACUGAAAAAUUUUACCGGUAGUAACAAACUGAAGAAAGUAGCGUUGACAUUUAUUGCUUCUUAAUUGAAUGAAUAGGAAAUCACAGAUCUAGGAAAGUAUUAAUUUAUAUCUAAGAUUAAGGUUAUUCAAAUAAUUGGAUAAGAAUGGAGAUGGAGUUUUAACUAUUGAGGAAUUAAGAGAAGGGUUAACAGGAAUGAGUGAUACAUAAGCAAAAGACUUAGGAAAUAUCAUAAAGAGUAUUGAUACUGAUGGAAAUGGAACAAUCAAUUAUACAGGUAUUGAUUCAAGUAUUUUCAGAAUUCUUGGCUGCCACUAUGGAGAAGUCUCUAUACAUGAAAGAAGAGAAAUUGUAUUAAGCCUUCAAGAUGUUGGAUUUAGAUGGAAGUGGGAAGAUUGAUAAACAUGAAUUAUAAACUGUAUUAGGAAGUAAUAUGCUAUUUUUUAUUUAUUUUUAGAAAGUGAUAAUAUAAUUGAUGAAAAGUAUUGGGAUGAUAUGAUAAGAGAGGCAGAUAAGAAUGGAGAUGGAGAAAUCGACUAUAAUGAAUUCAUAGAAAUGAUGGAUAAAUUUAGUUUAUUAAAUUGAUU
Molecule: messenger RNA, 1580 nt
Organism: Paramecium pentaurelia
Lineage: Eukaryota; Ciliophora; Oligohymenophorea; Peniculida; Parameciidae
Source: the annotation of a GenBank genome assembly